UUACUAAUUUCAAACGCUUCGCAAGGCUUGUCGAUUAUAUCGGUGACAUUGACGUUGAAGGUCGAACAACGUUGAAGACUUAUUAUAACGAUACAGAGAAUUUACUCAAAUCUAAUUUAGUUAUUUCAGCAUGUAAACAUAACAGGGUUGAAAUUCUCCUAUAUAUUUUUGGUAGUAGAAAGGUUUUCGAUUGUUUAUGUUUUAAUGUCGACGAUAAUCAUACCGUAUCACCUUACGAAAAAGACGACUCUGGUCAUGAUGCAUUUUAUUAUGCUGUACGUUCUGGUAAUGCUCAACUGGUCGAUAUUCUUAUCAGUAAAUGGCCCGGUGAUUAUUUCGCUAAUCGUUCGGAUGAGUUAGAUGAGGUUCUUGCUAGAGCUUACGAAGAGCUAAAGUUGAAAAAUGUACCAUUGUCGGAGGAGGUGGAGAUUUUCGUUGAGAACAAAUUGUUGAGUCUUCGUUUCUUUUCUAAUUCGUCAGGUCAGGUUCAACCCGGUGGUAAAGGCGUUCUUAGUAAUAUCAAAGAACGAAUCGAUUUAGUUCUCGAUAAUAUAGAUUUGCUCAAGUGUGAGUAUUCGAAUGAGGAGAAAGUUGAUGAGAAAUUUUUAUUUGUUGCUCGAUUUAUUGCUCAAAAUAUUCACGUGCUUAAACGUCAGUUGAAAUUAACCUACGAUCGAUUACCUUGGGAGGAGAUUGAAUUUUGUCUGGUUAGUUUUGUUUCUUCUUAUAUGAAACAACAGGAGAUUAAUCUUUUCUAUCGUGCUAUAUUAACUAAAACUAAAAUGCUUGAGUAUUUGGGUAGUUUCGCCAAGAAACUCGAAUACGAUAAAGCUGUCAUUGUAGACCGACCUGAUUUUUGGACCCUCGCCGAAUUCCCGAAUUUGAAACGUGAUCAAGUUGUAGCCGAGAUGGUCAAGAAUAACCCCGAAUUUGAAGAGUUGUUCAACGAUUACCAACAAAUACGAGAUAUUCAUUCGCUUGAGACCAUCAGCAGUUACUUGAACUUAGCCUUGUGUGCAGAUCCUAAAGAACGAGAAGGCCAGCUAAUCAUUACUCGAGCUUUGCAAGUUAUUGGCGAGUACCUGAAGAACACUCUGGAGUCUCCAAAGCUAUCGAAUACAACAGCUGAACAUAUUUUAUCAUUAUUAUCCGAAGUUACCCAAAAAGUAAUCAUUGAUUUACGUAAUUCGCUGUCGCAUUCGUAUUCGCUUUUCAAGAGAACGGAAAUCGAAGAAAAUCCAGAUGUUGGCUUCUUCAUCGGUGUACAAAAUGAUUCGAAAAGGAUCUACGAUGUGAUCACCGAGAUUCUGUAUAACACUAAGAUUAAAAUGGUCAAAGCCUUAUUAGACAGAAUUAUUGAUAGCAAACAUCUAGAUGUGGUGGAAAGCAUCAUCGGAGUGUUGAGAUACGUUAAAGUAGACAAAUCCAAUACUGAUGAGUUCAAAAUGACGGAACACGAGAACCUUGAGAAACGUAUCCAAGAGUUGAACGAUGCUAUUCCUACAAAAACAAAACACGAGGAGGAGCUGUUUGAUAAAAUCAACUUUAAAAUGAAGCUUGCUAAGAAUCAGUCGAUUAACAUCAGAGCUGAUUAUAAAACUGUAUUCAAUAUAUUUAGAAUGGCGAGUGAAUGCUUAACUGAAAACAAUCUCGAUGCUAAUUAUAUCAAGGCGAUCAAACAUACUGCAAAAGAAGCUUUGAAAGCUUUAAUUCCCCCUAUGGAAUCUGGCAGCCUGAAAGAGAUCAUUGUCCUAUCUUACGAUAUUUUGCAUAGCGCCUACUGCAGAAUGGAAGGCAAUGAUCGGAGUAAUGUGAGACGUAUUCAACGAGAGCUGUUUUACGUUGCCGAAUACAGAUUAACCGACAUUAAAUCGAUCGAAAAACUACGAGAAAAGUUGUAUGAUAAAAGUUCUUCUAUGCCUGUUUCUAGUCAGAAGAAAACUGACAAUGUUACCGAAGGAAAAUAUGAUAAACAGCUUGUAUCGAAGUUAUCCGAAUUGAAAACCAUUUUAAGGAAUAAUCUACCGAGCAGUGAAUUAAUGCAGAAGCUGCCAUCUUUCAAGAGUAAUAAAAAGUUCCAAGCUGUCGUUGAGAUGCUGGUUUUGGAUAUCAUGUCGAUUCUAGGAAGAUCUGAAAGACAUCUCGAGAACAAUCUGUUUUUUCUAGACGAUAAUUCUCCUCUGUUGACUGGAAAGUGUUUACGUAAUCAUCUUGCUCAUGGUAAUAUUCUGCUUGAUGUGUUGCUGUCUGAUCCCUCCAGUGCACUGAUCUUGAAUGCUGAAAAACUCAUCUCCGAGAACGUCGCCAUAAGUAAACGGAAAGUUGGCAAAUUGGUCAGAGAUGAUCCGUCCAAGUUGAAAAGUAGGUAUGAUCAGAGCCUCAUCUUGAUCACCAACCAGAAGAAAAUGUUUGCCGCUUUAGAACAGGGUGAUUUGGAUGAUUUUAAAAACUAUCUUCAAAAAGGAGCGGAUAUCAAAGCCAGAAGUAUCAAUUCAUGGACAUCAUUACAUUAUGCUGCUGCUGGACCUAGUCUUGAAGCAGUGAAAUUGAUUCUCGAUCAAAAUUCCGGUUUGAAUGCCGAUGUGAAAAACACCGAUGGUCAAAGCCCUCUUCAUAUUGCUGCAGCUCGUGGCAGGAAACAUAUUGUGGAGUUUUUGAUCACUGAAGCCCAUGUACCAGUCAAUGAUCGAGAUGCGAGUCACAAAACACCGUUGCAUAUGGCGGCUAAAAAUGGUCACGAAGAUGUGGUCAACGUUCUAUUGAAAUUCAAUGCUGAUACCAAUUGCAAAGAUAACCAUAGCCAUUCAGCUUUGCAUUAUGCUGCUCAUUAUAAUCAUAUCGAUGUCGUUAAAAUUCUACUGAAGAAAGAACCCCAUCCUGAUUACAAACAGGUUGCUGGUGGUUACACGGUGCUACACACAGCUGCAGGUUUUGGCAGUCUCGAAGUAGUCGACUAUUUGAUACAAAAAGGAGCAAAUGUCAACGCAAAACACGACAGAAAUGAAAUACCUUUAAUUGAAGCUGCUCGAAAUGGUCAUCUAGAAGUAGUCAAGCUGUUGAUUUGCAAAGGAUCAGAGGUCAAUGUUAGACUCGUAGAUGGUACUACGCCGUUACACCUCGCUGCACUAAACGGCCAUAAAGAAGUUGUCGAAGUUCUUUUGAUAAAUGGAGCUGAUCUGAAUAUCAAAUGUAAAACUUUCCAUAAUACACCUUUACACAACGCCUCAAAAGAAGGUCAUCAAGAAGUUGUCAAAGUUCUACUGAAAUAUAAGGAUAACCCAAAUGUAUUCACUUUGGUUGGGUUGACUCCGCUGCAUCUUGCAGCAGAACAUGGGUAUUCAGAAAUUGCCGCUUAUCUCAUCAGACAUGGUGCUGAUUUGAAUGCCAGAGAUAUGAAUAUGUCAGCGCCGUUGCAUUUAGCCAUAGAUGUUGGUCAUAAGGACAUUGUCGAGAUCCUGAUUUCAAAUAAAGCAGAUGUAAAUGCCAAGAAUAAUGAUGGUUUAACACCUCUAUAUGUAGCUGCUACUGGUGGUCACUUAGAUAUUGUCGAUCUUCUAAUCAAGAAUAAAGCCAAAAUCAAUAAUCCAGCCUCAAACGGUGCUACACCAUUAUUUGCAGCUGCUCGUAGUGGUAAUGUUGAGGUUAUUGAACUUCUAGUGGAAAAUAAAGCCAACGUUAAUGUAAAACAGAACGAUGGUAUGACAGCUUUGCAUAUAGCUGCUGUAAGUGGCAAUGCAGAAGCCGUUAUUGCUCUAUUGAAACAUACAGCUGCCGUGAAUUGCAAAAAUAACCUUGGUUUUACUCCGUUGCACAUAGCUGUGGAACAAGGUCACAAAAAUGUCGUCGAAGUUCUGAUUGAAAAUAACGCUGAUAUUCACAUUACUGGUUUGGCAUUAGGUAAAGGACAAGAAAUUGAUCGUUUGAUUGCAGUCACUACAUUAGCUUUAGCUGUGAAAGCUGGUCAUACAGAUAUUGUUGAGAUUCUAUUGGCAAGCGGAGCCGAUGUUAAUACCAGAAGUUUGGGCGAACCAGUUCUAAUCCCAGCUGUGAAAUGGAAUCACAAAGAAAUUGUCAAAAUUCUCUUAUCUCAUGGUGCUGACAUCAACGUAGAUAGAGGCCAGCCAUUAUCACUUGCAGUAUUAUCUGGGCAUAGAGAAAUUGUCGAGAUCCUGUUGCGAAAUGGAGCUCGUGUGGAUAUUAGAUUUGAUGAUGAAGAUAAUAGCUUUUUGCAUGUGGCUGCCAAACGAGGUAUUAAAGAGAUCGCUGUUGCUUUGGUUAAACAAGGAGCUGAUGUGAAUGCAUUGGACACUGUAAAUAAAUCGCCAUUGUAUAUCGCAGCUCAAGAAGGUAAUGAUCAAGUCGCCGAAGUCUUAAUUGCAAACAAAGCGAAUGUUAACGCCGUCAAUAAGCAUGGAACUGCGUUGCAUAUGGCUGCCGGAUACGGUCACGAGAAUAUGGUUGCUCUGUUGUUGAAAAAUGGAGCUAGGACUGAUGUCAAAGAUAGUUUGAAUAGAACACCUUUAGUAAUGGCUGUUAUUCGUGACCAGUUGCGAAUUGUUGAAAUGUUGCUACAGCAUGAAAAAGUCAAUCUAAACGCUGAAGGCAGCGGCGACCUGACAUUAUUACAUCUUGUUGCGCUUCAAGGUAGCUUGGAACUUGUCAAAUACCUCGUGAGCAAAGGAUGUGAUGUGAACGCUCGAAAUAAUAAUGGUUUAAAGCCUAUACAUGUUGCAGCCUCAGAAGGGCAUAAAAAUAUAGUCGAAUUUUUCAUCAACAAAGGAUUGCUUGUUGAUGAGAUUAGUUCAACUGAUUUCACAACGCUGCAUCACGCUGUAAUGAAAGAUCGUUUAGAGGUAGUCGAAUGCUUGAUCAAGCUAGGUUCCAACGUUAAUGCUAGAAGUGAACAUGGCCUUACUCCGAUGCAUUUUGCUGCCACUCUUGGUUCCAUGGAUGUUGCCAAAGUUCUACUGGAGAAUGGCGCAGCGUACAACCCAGUUGAUAAUUCCUCCAGAAAACCUUGGAGUGUAAUCGAUGAAAAAAGUAAAGAAGUCGCCAAUUUACUGCUAUGGACUGAGAAAUUAUUUGAAGCUGUAAAACACAAUUGCUCAUCGGAUGUGGAGAAUUAUAUCAAGUCAGGAGCGUUUGUCAAUGCUCGAAAUUCCAAUACAGAAACAACUCCGCUUCAUUACGCUGCGUGGAAAGGUUGUGAUAAAAUUGUCAGUAUUUUGAUUCAGCAUAAAGCCAAUCCUAACGUGGUUUGCAGUCAGGGAUUUACCCCUUUACAUUACGCUGCCAAAUUCUCGCAUCUAGAAAGCAUCAAAGUCCUAUUGCAUCAUGGUGCCAUCUACAACGCUGUUUCAAAUAGUGGUAAAACACCUUUGGAUUUUAUAACAGAUACAAAUAUCAUCAGCUUAUUCAAACUUAUCAACGACUCGUUCAAGAAGAUUAGAAGUGGUAAUCGUGAAAUUAUCAACGUUCUGAAUAAAGUAAAAGAUGGCGAAACGCUGAAAGCUGUAAUGAAUGCUCGUAAUAGGGAAAACAAAUCCCUCAUAGCUGCUGCACCGCCUUCACUGGCCAAACAGUUGAAAGAGGUGCAAGUAGGUGAUGUAGCAGGUGGCAUUGACUCUGCUUUAGUGCUUCUGAGUGGUGGUUAUCUACAAGAAGGUCUCAGUCUUAUCGAAAAAAUUUACGAAAAAAGUGAAAGUGUCCUAGGUCCGGAUAAUCCUGGCACUUUAGAUAUUCGUAAGAAUGUAGCCAAAGCAUUAUACAAACAAGGUAACUACCAGAGCGCUCUAGAUACGCUUGAAGAAAUCCUAGCCAAACAGAAAGAUUUGUUGGGUUGGAAUGAUCGAGCUACUUUGGAUACCAGAAGUUUUAUCGCGUUAAUUUUGCAAAGACAAGAAAAAAACCAAGAAGCUUUGGAUAUUUUUCAAGAAGUUCUUCCAAAGCAAAGAGAAUUACUCGGAUUGAAUCAUGACGAUACUCUUCAAACUCGUAUACAUAUGGCCGGAGCAUUAGAAAGACUGGAUAGAGACGAAGAGGCCUUAGAUAUCUAUAAAGCAGUUUACGAAAACAGACGGAAUACAGUAGGAGAAGAUAACUUGAUUACUAUAAGCGUUCGUAAUAAUAUAGCGAUAAUUCUUAGUAAACUUGGUGAACACGAAGAGAGUCUGAGAAUUUACAAAGAGGUUUUCGAAAAAAAGAAAUCGGUGUUAGGUAUGAAUAACGCGGAUACGCUGAGAACGUUGCAAUGUAUGGGUGCCACACUCUGCCAGCAGAAAAAAUAUGAAGAAUCUUUGAAAACCUAUCAAAAAGUUUUAGAUCAUCAGAAAAAAUCGUUGUCUCCGAACCAUCCAGAAAUUUUCAAUACUCAGAGUAUGCUAGCGAAUGUUCUUCUCAUGCAAGGUAAAAGGAUUAGCGCGUUUAAAAAAUACAAAGAAUGCUUCGACCAAAUGAAAGCUGUCUUUGGUCCGAAUCACCCGCUUGUGUUGGGUGCUUUGCAAAAUAUGGAGAACAUUAAUAUCGCAUUCAAAUAUGAAGGAAUCAACGCAACGGAAAUGUUGAACUAUUUGCCGGCUGAUGUAAACGCAGCUGCUAGUAAAGGAGAUCUACGAACCGUCGAACGUUUACUGCAAGAUGGAGCUGAUGUCAGCGAUAAAGAUAUCGAAGGGAGGACUCCCUUACAUUUCGCUGUAAACGGUGGCCACGUAGACGUCGUGAAUAUGUUGCUGAGAAACGAAGCCGACGUUACUUCUACUACUAAUAAAGGUAACACAACUUUACAUAUGGCGGCUUCUAAAGGCCAUAAAGAAAUCGUCGAGAUUUUACUACAAGGAGUCGUACGCGAUCAAUUGAACGAAUUCAUUAACGCCAAAACUAUUUCAGCCGGUACUACGUCACUCCACGUUGCAGCUAAAAGCGGCUUCAUAGAGAUCGUUGCAUGUUUAUUGAAACAUGGUGCUACUUACGACGCGAAGAAUAAAGAAGGUAAAACACCGAUCGAUGUUUCGACUGAUGAAAAAACCGUCAAAUUGCUGAAAUUAAUCGAAGAAUUGUUUGAAGGUGCGAAAAAAGGCAGCGCCGAGAUUAUAAAUAAACUUAAAGCAUUGAAACCAGAUGAGUUUUCAGCUGUGACGAAUACUCGUAAUGCUCAGAAUCGUGGAUUAAUGCAAGUUGCUAUCGUCAAUAAAAAUAAAACUAUCGCUAAUGAGUUGCUGAAGGUGUUGAAGAAAAAUUGACGUGUUUCGAAAUGUUUUUUUAUCGUUUAUUUAGGGAGUGGAGUUGGAAUUCGCUGAUUUAAGCUGUUGAAUAUCAAAUCAUACUUAUCGAAAUGGUUUACGCCGAAUGUUUGGUUGAUCGGAUAUUGAAUGGUUCAAAAAGCAAAGUUGUAGGUGGUUGAAGAAAAGUUCAAGUGUUUUUAUGGAAUUUUUUUUAUUCUAUGAUAUAGUAUGAUGAGAUUUUAAAACUAUCAUUCACGAAUGUCUUGUUUUAAAUGUAACAUUCAUUUUUGCUCAUCCUCUUCAGUUCUAGGUUCUCACGAAGCUAUUACUCUUCAGCACCUAGUUGUACUCAAAUUUUCAAAGUUCAACAUCAAAUCACCAAACACGCUUGAAAAAAAAAUUAUCUGAAUAUAAUAGUAACUAAUUGAAAGCAAUCUCAAGAUCAAAAACAAGUUUUUCGUUAUUAUUCAAACAUGAUUGUUGAACUAGAAAUGAAAAAAAUUCUCUCCGCUGAACAAAAGCUAAAUUCAUUGGGUUCAAACUCGUAAAAAAAUUGAAAAAUUCUCUCUGUUGAAAAAAAAUCAUAAUUGUGUUUGGGUUGAACUUUGAAAAAAAAAAUGAAAAAUUGAUCAAAGUUUACCAUACUUACCCUAUUUUGAUUGUUUUUUAAUUUAUUUUUUUUCAAUUUUAAUUUGUAUUUUUCAUCUUGAGCAAAAAAUGUUAUUGUAAAUUUUGGCGAAUGAGCUUCAUCUUACUGAAACAUUGAAUUAAUUUUUUUCUAGUUUUUUUUUCGUUAUUUGAAAUUUUGAAAUUAUAUUGCGAAAUCGUUUGUUCUAACUUGCUCAUGUCAUGUUGCAGAGAUACAUAAAUAUCCUCAUAAGUUAGAUGAGAUACCUAAUUCGAAAAAAAAUUAAUAAUUCAACUCAGAACUUAUGUACAAUGAUGCAAUUUCUUAUGAUCUCAACAAUCAAGUGAAUCAAUGGAAACUCGUCUUAAAAUUUUUUUCUCAUGAGCAUAACGUGAUUUUUUAGUGUUCAUCAUGUUUAUUUUCAGCAUCUCUAUUCUCCUCGACAUAUGAUACAUUAUAUUUUUAUUCUUAACAAAACUCGAUUUUUCAAAAAAACUACAUACGAGUACAAGUUCUUGUUGUUGUUACAAGUAGUUGAGGUAAGUGAUCUCAAAUGUAUGAAAUUAGUCGACUGCAUUUUGGUCUUUUUUCGUAUUGUAAAUUUUUUUAUACUUACUUAAUUACCCUGUUGAACAUUUUUUUGUUUUGAUCGUCGAAUUGCGUGAUGUUUAGAUUAUCUUAUAAGUACUUGAGCAGGUAUUAUUAAAAAUAUUCAUUUUUACACUUCAAUUUUUGUUUUCAGUUUUUUCCCUCGUAUAUUUUAAGUACGUAGUUAGGUUAGGUUUAGUUUGAUAUUUUGUGAACGUUGAUUUUUAUAUAAGGGUUUUUUUACGUACUUGAAUAAAAUCAAAUUUUUUAUUCAAAAUGGAAACCGAUUUUAAAUAAUCGAAUUCUUUCCUACAUACCUGAAAUGUGAUGCAGCUGCAGUAGGUAUUACGUUUAGAUUCCGCUCUUGAUUAUUAUUGAAAAUAUUCGUUUUUAAUCUUCAGUUUUUGUUUUUAGUUUUUCUAGUUCUAGUUUUUUUUUUUUUUAAUUUUGUAUUCGAAGAAGGUUGCUGUUCUAUGUGUUUUCCUAUUGCUUUUUCCUUUAAAUAAUUAAAAUCAAUUUUUUUUUUAUUCAAUUCGGAGAUACUGCUUUGAUUACCUACUUGAUGAUCAAUACUUUAUUUUAAGUCAUCGAAUUCUGAUUCUUUACUAUUUGUAAUUUGAUGUUGUAUUAUGUUUAAAUUAUCAAGCUGAUUCGAGUAUUAUUAAAAAUAAUUAUCUUUUAUAUGUAGGUACCACGGUUUUCUAUUUUUAUAAUUUUAUGUUCAAAGGAAGUUUAUAUAAUUUUGUAAGCGUUGAUUUUCAUUGUUUUUUUCUUCCGUAAAUAAAAUCAACAUUUUUUAUUCGAAAGUA
Molecule: messenger RNA, 9245 nt
Organism: Planococcus citri (citrus mealybug)
Lineage: Eukaryota; Metazoa; Arthropoda; Insecta; Hemiptera; Pseudococcidae
Exons: 1
Coding region: 729-7238 (2169 amino acids)
Cellular component (GO): cytoplasm; nucleus
Molecular function (GO): protein binding
Source: RefSeq, a predicted model, not a curated record